This is a messenger RNA of Penicillium cataractarum, 1203 nucleotides long. RefSeq lists its product as uncharacterized. NCBI's taxonomy places the organism in Eukaryota, Fungi, Ascomycota, Eurotiomycetes, Eurotiales, Aspergillaceae. Bases 1 to 1203 code for a protein of 400 amino acids. The transcript has a single exon. The record is from RefSeq and is a predicted model, not a curated record.
AUGCUCGGCCAGACUCAAAGACCCGCCGUGCGCGUCAUCAGCCGAGUCCGCUGCCGGGUCAAACCUCGUGUCUACAAUGCUCGUUUCCAGUCCACCUCGUCAGGCGCGGCUUCUUCCGGUACCAAUUCCGCCUUGAUUGGCGGUCUUGCUGGUGGCGCUUUUGCUGCCGCAGCCGGAUACACCUGGUACUCCUUCUCCGGUGCAAAGACACUGGUCGACACCAACAAGCAAGCCAAGCAAUACCUUGAACAAGCGAAGCAGAAGAUCUCCGAGAACGCACCCGAAGCCAGCGAAUCGUAUGCCUGGUUCAAGAAGACCGUGACCCGCUACGCCGUGUUCAUCCCCGGCGCUCGCGAAUAUGUCGAUACCGCGUUCAAGGAUCUGGAAAAGAUCAAGGAGCACCAUGGCGAGGAGUUCGACAAGAUUACCCAGGAUGCAUAUAAGGAGUUGAGCGAUGUAUCGAAGAAGGGCGGUUUCGAUACCAAUACGGCUUUCGAGGCAUUCUACGUUUUGCAGAAGCACCUCGAUCGUCUGCUCGAUCUGGCUGGAGAUGUUGGCGAGGAUAUUCUGGAUAACCAUCCCAAGGUCAAGGAGAAGCUGGGCGGUAGCUUCGACCAGCUGAAACAGAUGGGCGAUGCGUAUGGACCUAAGGCCAAGGAGGAGGUGAACAAGACAUGGAGUCAGGUCUCGGACAUUGUGAAGCGCGGCGCAAGCCUAGAUGCGGUCGCGGAGAUCAAGAAGUUGAUCGAUGAAAAGAAGGAGAAGCUUCAAAAGCUAGGCGACGAGGCCUGGCAGAAGGGUCUUGACGAGUCUCACCAAUUCCUGGAGAAGAACCCCAAGCUGAAGUCGCUGGUCGAGGAGAAUGCCGACGCGCUUAAGAAGGGCAAUUUCCAGGAUUUGUGGGGUAUGCUGAAGGACAGCGCUUCUUCGGGCAAUACCGAGGCUGUGGAGAAUUAUGUCAAGGAGAAGGUCGAUCAAGUGAAGAGCAGUGGGUUUGGCGAUCUGGAUAAGUGGUUGAAGGCGAUUCCCGGCGGUUCCAACAUUAUCCCCCAAUUGCAGACACUACAAAGUGUUGCACAAAAGAAGGGAGGCGAGGCUGAGAAGGUGCUUAAGGAGACAUUUGAGGAGAUUCAAGAAGUCUUGAAGAAGAGAAAGGAGCAGGUCGAGAAGAUCGCCGAAGAUGCGAAGAAAGAGGCCAAAUAA